CUAAUGUCGAUUGUCGCUGCAGUCGGUAAAUGGACGUUUGAUGUGGUGUUUGUCAAGAUUGUGAUAUUGUGUGUUUACAGUGAUUUAUUCCCUAUUACUAUAAUCCCAAUUAAAGUAAAAGGUUUUCAGGAGUAGAUGAAGGUGACAGUAUGUCUCGCAAUAAAGACAAACAUGAGGGCGCUAGUGGGCGCACGUACCACAUCAUGUCGGAGGCGGAGCGAGCAUCUGGGCGCCGCGGUGGCUGGACCACGCUUGAGGUAACAGGAGGUGUGCGCGCACUGGCGCCCCAACUGUUCCAACUGACGCACCUGACCGCGCUGUAUCUGAACGACAACUCCCUGCAGCGGAUCCCUCCCGACAUCAGCCAGCUGGUGAAUCUCCACACUCUGGACGUGUCCAACAACAAGCUGCGCUCGCUGCCAGCCGAACUGGGCGACCUUAUACAGCUCAGAGAGCUCCACCUCCACAACAACUACCUCCGGUUGUUGCCGUACGAGCUCGGCAAGUUGUUUCACCUGCAGAUGUUGGGACUACAAGGGAAUCCGCUAAGCAAGGAGAUGCUGUCCAUAUACAACGAUUGCAAUGGCACAGCGAAGCUGCUCACGUAUAUGCUGGACAAUUUGCAAGUUACUGCCACUUUGCCACCACAGAGGCCUUGGAUACCCCUGACGCGACCAAACAGAACUCGGCCGACAUGUAUCUUCACCGUGAUGUGCUACAAUGUUUUGUGCGACAAGUACGCCACGAGACAGAUGUACGGAUACUGCCCAAGUUGGGCCUUGGAGUGGGACUACAGAAAGAAAGGCAUUUUAGACGAGAUCAGGCAUUACUCUGCAGACAUCAUCAGUUUACAGGAAGUUGAAACGGAUCAGUUCUACAAUUUCUUCCUGCCGGAACUAAAGAGCGAUGGUUACGAUGGGAUAUUUUCGCCGAAAUCAAGAGCUAAGACUAUGUCCGAGUCGGAGAGGAAGUACGUUGAUGGAUGCGCCAUCUUCUUUAGAUCUGCCAAGUUUUCCUUAGUAAAAGAGCACCUAAUAGAGUUCAACCAGCUGGCCAUGGCCAACAGCGAGGGGUCUGACAACAUGCUCAACCGCGUCAUGCCUAAAGACAACAUCGGUCUUGCAGCGCUCAUCAAAACUAAGGAGGCAGCCUGGGAAAAUGGUAUACCAACGGACUCGUCAAUGCUGGGCCAGCCAAUCCUCGUGUGCACCGCACACAUCCACUGGGACCCGGAGUUCUGCGACGUGAAGCUGAUCCAGACGAUGAUGCUCAGCAACGAGCUGCGCACGAUACUGGAUGACUCGGCGAGGACGCUGCGGCUCGCCGGACAGAGGGACAACGUGCAGCUGUUGCUGUGUGGGGACUUCAACUCGCUGCCUGACAGCGGCGUGGUGGAGUUCCUCUCCUCCGGGCGAGUGUCGUCGGAGCACCGCGACUUCAAGGAGCUGGGGUACGCGGCGUCGCUGCGGCGCAUGCCCGGCUCCGAGCACGAGUUCACGCACACCUUCAAGCUGGCCUCCGCCUACAGCGAGGACAUCAUGCCUUACACCAACUAUACGUUCGACUUUAAGGGUAUAAUCGACUACAUAUUCUACAGCAAACAGUCGAUGACCCCGCUGGGGCUGCUGGGGCCGCUGUCGCAGGAAUGGUUCCGGGAGCACAAGGUAGUCGGCUGUCCGCAUCCUCACAUACCUUCAGAUCACUUCCCGCUGCUGGUGGAGCUGGAGAUGUGCCCGAGCACGAGCGGCAACUCCAACGGUCUGAUCGGCCGCAGGUAGCACCGGGUCCGGCAACACCCGCGCGCGCACCAACACACACACACACACGCCCCACACUCCUCACACUCCUCACACUCACACGCGGCCGCAGACAAACGAAUCCUGAGGAAUGUCGAUGCUAAAUGCUGACUGCACAGGCGAGAAACACCACAGGUUUUGAGAACUCUAAAAGAAAAACUGCCGAUCGCGUUAUGCUGAUCUACAGACGAGACAACACUAACUGCUGAGCAACGAGAAACCACGUGAGAAACUUAAGUGCUAAAUAUACGCUGAGCGAACUGAGUGAAUUCCGAUAAAUGUUGAUAACAUUGCGCGGUCUAUUUCUCAUAGUGAAAUUAAUGUAACGGUGUUGUGUGACGGUUUUUCAACGGCGAUGUUUUACGAUGAACAAAUCAAAUACUUUUACAAAAAAUAUUUUCAAAAUUAAACUUUUUAUUACUUGCGAAUUAAAACAUUCGGCUGUAAAUGAAACGGUUUUUUUUUUCUUAAAAAUUAUUUUGUGUCAUCAUAAGAUGUUGUAAAAAAUGCUGGUGAAAAACCGUAACGUUUGUUAAAAUCGUGUAGUAACUCAGUAUCACGAAGUCGUAGCAUCAAAUAACGUCUGCAGUUGAAAACUUAGCCACCAGUUCAGAUACAUUUGUGGUUUGUGUUGAUGUGACGUCACGUCUUACAGAACAAUCCUCUGAAAUCGACGCCACCCACUCUUUAUCAAUUUAGAUGUUGUAAAUGUGUGUAAAAUUAAUUCUGUACAUAGUUGUGUUGUAUCACAUGAUCAUCAAAGUUUCCGUGUGAUAAAUAUGUCGAUAAUUAUUAAUAUUGAAUCAUUACCAUCCAUUGCGAGUAUAAUAUUAUGACAAUUCAAUUUGCACGAUGUAAAAAUAUAAUAAAAUUAAAAUGUAAUAAUUAAAUCAUACAUAUUUGUCACAUUUUUAAUAUCGAUACUACAUGAUUUGAUAAAAUGAAUAAGUUUUCUAUUCACUGGAUUCAGUACAUCUUUUAUGUACUUCAUUUUGAUGAUGACGUUAAGUGCAGACUGUGUUAUGUUAUUUUGCUCAAUAAGGUUUAAUCUAUGACUCAGUGUAGUUAAUUCUAGGCUUCGAACUUUGAUACUUUAAUGACUUACAUUUUUGUAUUUAUCUCUCCAGUGAACAGGGAACAAAUUCGCGUAAUAGUUUUACAACAAGCAGACUUAGUUAAUGGGCUAUAUGUUAGUGCAAAGUGCGUUUCAUUAAAUGUAUUUUUAGUUUUUUGCAAUGGCAACCCUUAAUUGCAUGAAUAGAGUUCAGUGUUGCCACAGUAAAUGAUGUGGUUUAAUGAAACGCACUACAAAGUGGUGUUAAUCGGCGCAAAGGUAGAUUCCAUGUUUCAUAGUGAUUUUAAUACGAAUCUGACGAAUCUACGAAAUGUAAGUAGUUGUAAUAAAAAUAAUCAAUUCAGAAAUUAUGAAUGAAGUACAUUCGGACCUACGCUUACUGUGUCAAUAAAGUUUGAUGAAUUUGAAUUAUAAAUCGAGAAAAGAUAAAAUAUUUUUCCAUUCUAGUUUGUCGGCAGAUUAACGCUUAGUUUUUCGAUGUAUACCAUAGUAUACAGUUGAGGAAUAUUUGAAUCUAGACGAAAGUCGGCUGCGAGGCUGUUGUGAGAGCAUCUUUCGUAUGUUAUUUGUGGUUGGCAAAUGUUAAUACAACUAUAUCAACUUAUCUACCGUACUGCUUUUGAGAUCGGAUCAUAAUACCAAUUGCCAGAUUUGGCAAUCGGUAUGACGCAACCAUUAGUAUCUGUACUAUAGCACAUCCUUACAUAAAUGCCGGUUGAAAUAUCCAUGUUUCCUCGCAGUCGUUUCAAAGGUAAGUUUUGAAUGUAAAGUUACGUCCUCGUGUGAUGUCAGUAUGUCAAACGUCCAUUUACCAAUUAGUUAUAAAUUCCUCCACUGUAUAUUAUUCAGAUAUUUUAAUCUGGGAAUAUAAUGCAAUGUGCUGCGGUCACUUCAAGAGAGAUCGUCCUGUAUAUCUCUUGUAUUGGAUGCUUUAGUGUCGUGAUAGGAUCAGUGAGACAAUGUGUCUUUUAUUAUUAUGUACAUACGAUUCAUUUUUAUAUAUUCGUUUUACCAUAUCGUGCCAACCAUUUUUUUUUGUUUCAUUAUUUUUGUGUUGCGUAAUAGUUAUUGUUCUGGAUAUUUCCAUUUCGACCUCUUGAAUGCUACUUCACCUAAUGUCAAAUGUGACGUUUCAUUAUUUCACGUCAGGUCCUCAGCCAAUCCAAUGUUGUGUCUCGUUUGAAUCUACAUGUGAUUGGCUCAGGACUGUUGUGUUUUUUGCUACUUCAUAAACGUUUUUAAAUUCGUGUGAAGGUAGGUGAUACUCUACUCCUACCUCUAAUAAAUUGUAGAUUACUGUGAAAAGUGAUACAUGUAUAUCAACCAACUCGUGUUGGGUGCCUACGGCCGGGUAUGUAAGAUAGCUAUCUAAAUCUAUAUCAGAUGGAUAUUUGCAUUAUUUUUGAUAUCUAAUUCUAUUGGUGUUUAAGAUCUUUGUUGACGAACACUGCCUACGGAGUGAACAUCACGUUUGUGCAAUAAAGUUAUAUAGAGAUAUUGUAAGUGAUAGUUGUCAGCUUCCUUGCUAGUUAGGCUAUGUGUGCUACGAUAUCUUCCACAUGUGAAUCUUUCUAAAAUCUAUACUUGGUCAUGUCAGAGCAGGACAAAGUACCUUAGCUAUCGGCUUGUGGUUUGUUUCUUCCCAAAUUAUGGAAAAAGAUACUCCUUAUGUUUUCAUAUUGCCUUUUAUUGCAAUUUACUAACGCAGUGAUGCGGGAGCGAUCAUGACAAUUUUAUUGCGGUAUUUAUUCAUGUUGAUAGUUUAGUUUACAUCAAUUUAACCAUUUACAUAAAUCCUUAUAAUUGUGUUAGGCAUUUGUCCUGAUUGAUCCAGGUGUCUCACUGAUCGGUUAGUGGUGUAGAUGUUAGUGUCUGAACGGUGGCAGGUGGCGUGAUGUAGGUGUCGGUGGCGAACAAAUGGCGGGCGCGAAUCAGCCCUUAGGUUAAUGACACAUUGUGUCGCAACAAACUCUUCAGCGAGACAAAACCCUUCCCUUACUCAAACGUGUUUCGACGUUUCUAGAAUUUGUGUAGUUUAAUGUAAGUCUGAGUUUUUUUACGAAUGGUUUCCACGAGCGCUGAAUCUCCGGCGGACAUUCCCUUUAAAUAUAAGUAGGUUAUGACGGUCGGGACGCUCUCUCAAUAGGGAUGUGUUAAUUAUUAUAUUUGGUAGUUUUUUAUUUCUAAAAUUCUAAAUUUCCCUGUGAAAAUAGCGAGCGAGGACUACCAUUUUACUCUUAAGAAACAACAAAACUGAUCAAAUCGAAUUACUAUGAUCAAUGCAAAAGUAGCAAGCGUUCCUAUUGAUUGCAAUUCACAAAAAGUAACGUCGCGUUCGGCGUUUAGACAGUAUUGGUACACUGAGCGCUCCGAUCAAAAUUACGAAAAUUCGUUGCAUUUUAUUUUUUAGUUUUAGUAAGAUUUUCAAUUGACGUCGGGGCUGUCUGGCGGCGAAGCGCCUUUAGAUAUAGCGGGUAUAGCAUACUGCCGUAGUACAAAUGUAUGUGUGAGUGUCGAUGUUUACUUGUUUGAUGUGUAAUUCCCUAUCUGAUCGGUCGAAUGUAUGAGAAUUGAGAUUAAUGUAUGAAGGGCACUCCGAAAUUGUGAAAUGUUGUAAUUGACAAUUAAUGUAAAUUUUAAAUAAUACAUGCUCGUUUUAUAAGAUUCGCAUGUCAGUUUUAAAUAUCCAUAAUUUACUUUUGAAUUUUCAAAUAAUUUUGUUGUCAAAUGUUCUUUCCUAAGAGUGUCCUUGAUGCAUUGUAAUGGAUUAUGAUCGUUAACAUUAUCACCUUAGGAAAUGGCGGACGUGUGACGUCGAUUUUCUUAUCGUCUGAUGGGCAUUACGGUUCUCUUUGAGAUAGAAAUGUGUCAAUAUUCUCAAAAUGCUCUCAGUUGCAACUUGGGCAUUCGUUCAUUUUGCGUUUACUUGGAGCUCAUGCAUGUAUCCUAGUCACGGGCUGGGGCGACACGCUCGCUGUUCUCACUUCAUAUUAGAAGCUUAUUUUAAUUGACCUUUUAUUAAUUGAAUCUGUUUUUUUGAUACAAGAAUUGAACGUGUUUUUCAUUAAAAAACGCUUAAUUCUCGAUAUUGUAAUUAGUGAUGCUUUUAGUGAUUAGUUACUGUUUUUGGUGCAUUGAGAUUAUUGUGUUAUCGACUAGCGCCAUCUUUGUUCAAUAAAGGGAGAUGGUGUUAGUUAAUAACACUACCACUAACACAAUAAAUAUUUUUAUCAAUUUUGCCAUUUGUGCUAAGGCGGCAUUUCUACCUAACAGCAUUAACAUAACUAUUUAAACAGCAGCGCUUUGCCCCAAGCCAUGGACAUAUUGUCCUCGUUGUGAAAGCGUUAGUUGUCUAAUUCUAUUUAGUGAUAUUUACAAACAAAAUAUUUGGACCACUACUGCAUAGUUGUAUCUACACUUAUUUUUGUCCUCCCUGAAUUAUGUAUAUCGAAUAAUUGAUUUUGAAUAUUUUUUAUUCAGUAUAUUGUAUUAUUAUUAUGUAAAUCAAUCUAUAGGUGCUCUAUUUAAUUUUUAAUGUGAUAGGGAUACGUCUCUCUUGUAAUCUAUCGGAUGAAUUGUGAAAAAUUGAGCCAAAUCAUGAAAAGGGUAUAUUGACAUUACGUUUAGGAUAAAUAAAGUUAAAAUGAAGUUUUAAACUAAUCAAAUUUUACUACUGAAACUGUAUAAUUUUUCUAAGUACAGAUAGAUUUAAAGUCAUAUCAUGUCUAUGAUCUUGCUCUAGUACGUGUAACAUAUAAUAGGAUUCUAAGACUGUUGUCCGUCUGCGGUGUUCUGCCAUUGUGUAUAUGCACAAAGGAAUGAGUUGUACCAACUUUUUAUUUUUGACUUUAAUAGCGAAUAUUAGACUAUUUUCUGAAGACGCCCUGGCACAGCGUGUUACAAGAUUUUCUAAAAUUUUGUUACAUGCUGUGUGAGAGCAAUCUAAUAGCACACAGGUCGUUUUAAUCGCGUAAUUGAAUCGCUUCUUCACACGGUCUGGUAUUAGAAAAUUCGUGCGAGCGACAGAGAUAGGUAGAUGUUUAUGUUUGCUAUCGCCAAAUUUUAGUAGUUGGUACAACAUUAAAUUGCAAUUGUGGAACACCGUAAACUCACCGCUCAUUUCAAUUUGCCCUCAUCUAAAUUUAAGUUUAUUACGACUCCAACCAGUUUCUCAAUGUUUGUAGUAAUAGCUACAGUCACAUGUUCUUAUGAUGCAUAAUACCUAAAUAUCUGGAUCUAAACAAUAGGGAAGCAAUAGAUGUUACUUGCUAAGUGUUAAGAAUUGGCUUCCUGUGCCAGCCGUAUUCUGGGUCAUACUUACGCGUUUAUUGUCUUUGCACACGUCAGAUACAGUUUUGAAUUGAACUUAAUAAAAAAAUAAGCAUUUUUACAUGAUUUCGUAACUCAAAAAUUAAAAAAAAACUGCCAUGAAACACCAAAUUGAAUAAAAUGCUGAAAUUGCUGCUUCUGAAUUUCUCGCGACCGUUCGAUAUUAUACCAUUUGUCUAUUUUGAUAACGAAACGUGUACAUUAUAUAUUCCAUAUAUAACGAGUUGUAUAUAACAGAAGGUUCAUUGUAUUCAGAGCGUCCGCUGCGUUACACAUUCAGUCUGUCGCAGUCGCACAAAUAAUGUGCAAUGGAGAUGGACGAGUUGCCAUUUGGACCAUUUCUAUCGCACUUGACGCAUGUGAGUGAGAUAGACUAACGCGUCUCACAGCGGACUUUAAAACUACCACCGAUGUGAAUGCGAAAAACUCAAAUCUAUUUUUACACAUACAAGUACAGACUAAGUUGACUGUUAGAUGUAGCAGUAUUGAUACAAACCAACAGAACACUACGAUGCGUAAGUAUCGCUUAUGAAUAAUAAGAGCUUUAUUGUAACGUGUUUAUCUUAUUUGUAGUUGAACAUAUAUGAUCUCUUUAUUUUUAAUAGAAUUUUGAUGGACAUUUUUACUUAAUAGUUGUAGCAGUGUGUUGAAAUAGUGGAUUUUAUAGUCGCACGAUACGUUUCUGUUUUGCAUUGACGAUUGAUUGCAAGUGAGCGUUAAUGUGCUGUCAUGGGCAUGUGACAAGUUUAUAUUAUAUAUUAUUGUAAGCAGCGCGUAAAGCUGCCUCAGACAUGAAUUAUAUGCCUUAUGUAUGUGUUGUUUCAAAUUCAAUGUAUUUAUAUAAAUUUGAAAUUUUUAGCUCCUUGUUUAAAUUUCGAUAAGUUGGAUACCACAGUCAACCGACCUACUUGGCUCAUUAAUGGAACAUUCAAAGCAGUCGUAGGCGCUGAGAAUUGCGGGGCGGGGGGUCAGCGAAGUUCCACACUAAUUUUGAACGACAUCGUCAGGAGCCGGUAGACUGGACACUCUGGACAGUCGAGGCGGCUGUGGAGUGCAUGAAGAAUUUAUUAAACUGUGAUUUUAUUACUGUGAAAUGUCACUAGGUUCUAAUUUUUGUAAUGUAAUAACCAUGCCAGUAUUUUUGACGUUCCGCUAGCUGCCGUCGCAAUGCAAACCGAUUUUCAUACUAGUACCAUUCAAAACAAAAGCAUAAACUCAUAAUUUUGCAAAGUUGAAACUUCUCAACUAUAGUUUAUUUGGUCCCUUUUUUCGAGUCCUUUUAAAAUUCGAUUCUGUUUAGUAUAUAAAUAAUUCGUUGUACAUAUUAUUUGUAUUAUGCUUCAUGUCGUGUAUGUAUGUAAAUAUUUGAUCAGUUUUAAAAACAUCAUCAUCACACAGUAUGGGAAGUUUCAACUGUAUGUGUGCGUUUUAAUUUUAAUAGCGAUUCGAAUUUACCAAGAGAAGCCUUCGUGUUGUCUGUGUAUUUUAUUUGUAAAUAUGUAAUUUGGAUAACAAUUGAUGCUAAACAACGAGCGAGCCGUCGCAUAUUGUCAGCCGUUUGGACUUCUGCGCACACUGGCAAACACACGGAACAGUUUAGUGUUAAACAGAAAGGUCGCUACUUAUUUUCUUCGCUCCCAUAAAAAAUAACUUUUAAAUACGGAUCUACAGCCGUACAAUGUAGUAUUUGAAGAGGCCAGGAAUUUUAAUUUGGUUUUGUCCUAUCUCUCAGUGUUUGAAAAUGAAAGAACGAGACAAAACAACAAAUUAUUUCAGGCCUAAUCAGAGAAUAACAUUUUUAUUAAGAUAAUCCAGUGAGUACAAUCUAUUUUAAAUGUUGUUUUUGUUGGGAAGUGAUUUCUAUUAAAUCUGAUGCGACCUUAGUACCACGACAUACAUUCCACAGGCCCUAUCGAAUUAGCUCAAUGCGAAAGACUGUUUUGAGACUUUAAAACAUAAUGAUAUCAUGAUAAUGAGAACAUAUUUUCUGAAACACCUUGACUACUUUACAAAAUGUGUAUUAUGGUGAUUUAAUGAUAAGAUCCAAUGUUUAACUCACUAGUAUGUAAGGACAAAUGCUUUACGUCACUGUGAUAGACAAUACAAAUUUAUCUGAGAGACACCAUAGACAUUUACGAAAAAAUAAAAAAUUGAUUUAUAAAAAGACUAUGUAACAAUUACUCUCAGUAAAACAUGCACCACUCAAUUUGAGACUACACUAAAUUGUACUAUUCACUGCCAAAUGAUUUUAAACUUUACUGGCGGUCAAAUAAAAUUGAAAAUACAAUGUUAUGUUAUAAAAUAUAUGGGUUGUUGUUUUCAAUUAUUAUUUAAUCUCCAGCAAAUAUUUUAAAGGUCAGUGAAGAUUACUGUGAGCUCAUCAAAUUCGCUAGCCCCCAAUAUAUUGUUUCAUUAUACCUUGUUAAAAAAUGUCUUAAAGAGUGGUGUAAUGCCCGUUUAUGUGUAAAAUUAAGUACAAAGUGUAUGUGCAGAAGUUCUUUUUCGGCUCGAUCAGUGUUCGAGCGGUCAAUGCGCGUGUGUGCGUGUUGUGUAUGUGUGAGUGAGAGGCCGCGGCCCGCGUCUCGCUGUUCUGUUUGUUGAUACAUUAUGUAUAUUUGAAUAAAUCAAAUUAUAAGAGAAUAUGAAUUUUAA
Messenger RNA from Plodia interpunctella (Indianmeal moth), 9852 nucleotides. RefSeq names its product twin (gene twin). The transcript has 12 exons. NCBI's taxonomy places the organism in Eukaryota, Metazoa, Arthropoda, Insecta, Lepidoptera, Pyralidae. The record is from RefSeq and is a predicted model, not a curated record. Gene Ontology annotation, cellular component: nucleus; CCR4-NOT complex; cytoplasm. Gene Ontology annotation, molecular function: protein binding; poly(A)-specific ribonuclease activity. Bases 150 to 1778 code for a protein of 542 amino acids. Gene Ontology annotation, biological process: nuclear-transcribed mRNA poly(A) tail shortening.